CUGAAUUAUUACAUUACUUCUUAUUUUUGUCAAACAGGGACAAAAGGCUAUAUCAAAAUAAGCAAAACUGGUAUUCGAUUUGGCUCCUACACUUAUUACUGCAGACGCGGCAACCGCCACCGAAAACGCUGGUACUGUAAACACAGGACCAUUACUAAAUGUUCAGCUUUACUUAUCAGUAUAGGAGACGAUAUUGUUGGAACACAUGACGGGCAUAACCAUUAG
This is a messenger RNA of Parnassius mnemosyne (clouded apollo), 225 nucleotides long. The record is from the annotation of a GenBank genome assembly. Lineage: Eukaryota; Metazoa; Arthropoda; Insecta; Lepidoptera; Papilionidae.